CCUAAUGUGUGGUCAAGAAAAACUGCAAGUGGAGCAAAAUAUAUAGCCCACAAAGCAGUAACGCAAACACACACAAAGCUUCUGAUCUAACGAUGGCAUUGCUUCGCCAUCUGCUCCUCCUCUCCCUCUUGCUUCCUUUCUCCUCCUCUGACGAUUCCAUCGGCUAUUACUGCGACAAGAGCUUCAAUGGCGGCCAUAUCCAGGCGGACAUCAACGGCGUGCUGUCGGAUCUUGUUGCGAAGGCCUCCGUUGGAGGCUUUGCCACCUCGUCCAAUGGCAAAGGUGGCAGUGCAAUCUACGGCCUUGCACAAUGCAGAGGAGAUGUCAGCUCGGAGGACUGCUCGACGUGCCUCAAGGACGCCGCAAAGGCGCUCCCGGAGGCCUGUCCGAGCCAAGCCGACGCGCGGAUCUGGUAUGACUACUGCUUCCUUCGCUACGACGACGAGAAUUUCAUCGGGCAAUCCGACUCCGGCUACGCCAUCAUUCUCUACAACGUGGAGAACGCGACGGAUCCGGAUGCCUUCGACAAAAAGGUGGGCGAGGCGAUGAGGACGGCGAGGGCACAGGCGGUGGCGCCGGGAAGCGGAGGGCUGGGGAGGGUGAAGACCAAGUUCUCGCCCUACAUCACUAUCUACGGCCUGGCGCAGUGCACCCGCGACAUCCAGACGCUGGCGUGCGCCCAGUGCUUGUCGUCGGCCGUGGAGAACUUCGCUAACUACUGCGUCCACCGGAAGGGCUGCCGCGUGCUCUACAGCAGUUGCAUGGUGCGCUACGAGAUCUAUCCCUUCUUCUUCCCUGUUGACCCUGGCAGCAGCAGCAUGAGCAAAGUUGGCAGCUACUUCACGGCCAUCUUGUCACCAUAGGAGCCUCUAUUAAUGCUGUGCACUGAGGUGAACUAUGAAGCUGUGACCCUGCGCAUCAAUGUUUUUCUAUUAACUAAUAAAUGAAUAUAUAGCAUAUAUUAACUAUACAA
This is a messenger RNA of Musa acuminata AAA Group (dessert banana), 973 nucleotides long. RefSeq names its product cysteine-rich repeat secretory protein 55. The coding region runs from base 93 to 863 and encodes 256 amino acids. The transcript has a single exon. NCBI's taxonomy places the organism in Eukaryota, Viridiplantae, Streptophyta, Magnoliopsida, Zingiberales, Musaceae. The record is from RefSeq and is a predicted model, not a curated record.